Molecule: messenger RNA, 1284 nt
Organism: Colletotrichum truncatum
Lineage: Eukaryota; Fungi; Ascomycota; Sordariomycetes; Glomerellales; Glomerellaceae
Product: cytochrome P450
Molecular function (GO): heme binding; oxidoreductase activity, acting on paired donors, with incorporation or reduction of molecular oxygen; iron ion binding
Source: RefSeq, a predicted model, not a curated record
AUGAUAGGGUCACUCGUACGCAUUGGACCAAACGAUCUCGUGACGAGUGAUCCGGACCUAAUGAAGCAUAUGCUUAAUGUGCGGACGAAAUACAAGAGGUCCAACUGGUUCGACGCUAUGAGACUUGAUCCCGGAAAGGACAAUAUCCUUUCUACGAGGGAUGAUGAAGUGCACAGCAUGCUUCGAUCGAGAAUGGCCGCCGGUUACUCCGGAAAAGAAGUCGAGAACCUUGAAGCCAAGAUUGAUGAGAAUAUCGUUCGAUUAAUGCAUCUCAUUGAAAAGUAUGUGUCAAAGGAUAAAGAAUUCGAUUUUGGAAUCAAAGCUCAGUAUUACACUCUCGACGUGAUUUCGGACCUUGCUUUCGGCGAGCCCUUUGGUGACGUCGAGAGCGAUUCAGAUGUUCAUCAAUACAUCCAUACAAUGGAAGAGAACAUGCCUAACAUUGUGUUGACGGCUGCGCUCCCCUGGUUACUUAAGUUAUUUUCUUCUCCCCUCUUCCGGAGCUUAUUGCCAUCUGAGAAGGAUGCGAUUGGAGUUGGAAAGACUAUUGGUAUUGCCAAAAAGGUGGUGGCAGAGCGCUUCGGACCUAAUAAAAAGGUCCCAAGAGACAUGCUUGGGUCCUUUAUUGCUCACGGGCUCAACCAAGAAGAGGCGUCGUCGGAGAUUCUCAUGCAAAUACUUGCUGGCUCCGAUACUACAGCAACCGCUAUACGUGGCACGCUCCUUCAUAUACUCACAAGCCCACGCGUAACUGAGGCUCUCCGAGCCGAGAUCGAAGCCGCCAAGCCGUCAUGGCCAGUCAUCACGGACGCUGAGGCACGCGAGAUGCCGUACUUGACUGCCGUGAUCAAGGAAGGUCUCCGCAUAUUCCCGCCCGUUGUCGGUCUGAUGUCCAAGGAAGUGCCAAAAGGCGGCGACACGUUCAAAGGCGUGUAUCUACCUGAGGGUACUAGGAUCGGGUACGGCGCGUGGGGCAUCUUCCGUCAAACCGAUGUUUGGGGUUCAGAUGCUCACGACUUCCGACCAGAGCGGUGGCUAGAGGCUGAAGGAGAGAAGUUGAAGUCGAUGGAGGGGGCGCUGGAGUUGAUAUUUGGAUAUGGAAAGUGGCAGUGUCUAGGACGUAACGUGGCAAUGAUGCAGUUGAGGAAGAUAUUCGUCGAGCUGUUGAGAAGGUUUGAUUUGACUGUGAUUGAUCCCACCAAGCCAUGGAAAUCUCUCAACUACGGCAUUUUCGUACAGUCUCAAUUUUGGAUCAGAGGGUACAAGAGAGACAUGCCCAUGUGA